UUUGUAUCUACAUGAACUCUCAUUGUGACCCCCAUUUACAAUUAACAGCGCCAAACUCGAAUAUCAAGAACUGAAGAACACAACAACUCAACAUCAACCAAGGACGAACGACUCUUUCAUCAUUACCUCUUCGAUUUCCAGGAUAAUUUUUCAAGAUGGAGAUGGGCUCAGUCAGGUGUUGUCUGGUAAAACAAUUACCAUGUUUUUCAUGGAAUACAAGAACAUUUGGUGGGGAAAGUUAUCACCAAUCUCCACACAAUAUGACUUUGAGGAAUUCAAAGACGGGCUGCCACAGGUUGAUGCAGCUUCAAGCUUCUAUUGGGAAGCAUCCUGUGAGUUCUAGUUCUUGGAGAGCGCAUUGCACAUCGGUUAAUUUGGAGGAGUCAUCAUCAACAGGGUCGGAAGAUAAUCCUAAUGCUGAAGAGUCAUCACAGGAAUCACCAGAGGAGCUUCUUUCUAAACCCUUAAGCAGUGAUGAGCUGAAGGCUCUGCUGGCAGACUCUGAACGAGCAAACCUUCUUAGAAAACUAAGUGAAGCUAAUCAACAAAACAGGUUUCUCAAACGGCAGUUGCACAUGAAGGAGGAAGCCUUGGUUGACUUUAAAAGUGAACUUGCUGUCAUGGAACUUGAAAUUCAGGCAUUGGUAAAACUAGCAAAGGAAAUAGCUAAAUCUGCCAUUCCAGAAGGUUCAAGAAAGAUCAAUGGAAAAUAUAUUCAAUCACACCUUCUUUCCCGGCUUGAAGCUGUACUUGAGAAAUUGAAGGAGCAGACAAAGGAUGUUGAAGUUGCACAGUCUAAGGAGGUUCCCUUAUUCUGGUAUGGCGUAGCCGAGAGUGUCCAAGUCAUGGGCACAUUCGACGGCUGGAGUCAAGGAGAGUCUUUGUCACCAGAAUAUACAGGUUCUUACACCAAGUUCUCAACAACAUUACCAUUGAGACCUGGAAGGUAUGAAAUCAAGUUCUUGGUGGAUGGAGAGUGGCAACUGUCCCCAGAAUUCCCAACUGUUGGUGAAGGGUUAAUGCAGAAUAACUUGUUAAUUGUCGAGUAAAACUCUUUGGAGUCUAGUUUUGGUCAUGUGUAUAUAAUAAUAUGCAACAAAUACUACUUUCAAGAGUAUCCAACAUUUUUCUGACAAUACAUAUGAUUCUUAGCCAUGCUUUUUGUGUGCGUAAUCGAUAUGGUAGUUGUAAACCGGAUAGCGUUAACGACUCUCUGCGUUUGAAAGAGCUGUCGGCGUAAGAAUAUUUCUAUUUCUUAAGCAUGCUCAUUAGGGUUCUUAAUCUAUGAUGUAAUAACGCGGCUUAAUUUUUUGAUACACUGUAUGGGACAGCCUAACGAC
Messenger RNA from Morus notabilis, 1340 nucleotides. Its product is annotated as protein PTST, chloroplastic. The coding region runs from base 156 to 1049 and encodes 297 amino acids. NCBI's taxonomy places the organism in Eukaryota, Viridiplantae, Streptophyta, Magnoliopsida, Rosales, Moraceae. The record is from RefSeq and is a predicted model, not a curated record. The transcript has 9 exons.